AUGUGUUCUCGAUCUCCAAACCCAGAAGCCCAAAAGAAGCAUUUUGUGCUGGUUCAAAGAGCUGGCCAUGGGGCAUGGUGUUGGUACAAGUUGUCAGCUCUGCUCAUCUCUGCAGGUCACCAUGUUACAGCUCUAGACCUAGCAGCAUCUGGAGACAACCCAAAACAGAUAAAUCAAGUCCAUUGCUUCGCGGACUAUGUUGAGCCCUUGAUUGAAUUCAUGGAGUCUCUCCCACCAGAGGAUAGGGUUAUCUUGGUGGGCCAUAGCAUGGGUGGGGCCUCCAUAUCUAUUGCCAUGGAGAGGUUCCCUGAGAAAAUUUCUGCCGCUGUUUUUGCCACCGCUAUGAUGCCUGGCCCUACUAUGAGUUACUUGACCAUAAUUAAGGAG
This is a messenger RNA of Prunus avium (sweet cherry), 387 nucleotides long. Lineage: Eukaryota; Viridiplantae; Streptophyta; Magnoliopsida; Rosales; Rosaceae. The record is from RefSeq and is a predicted model, not a curated record.